UAAUCGAAGGUUAUUAUUGUACGUCUUCGGUUCAUCGGUCCGGUGUCGUUAUUGGUCAGUUCCCGCACGCAGCGGUGUUGUUUGCAUUCAAAUUGUUUUAUAUCAAUAAACAUAACUAUUAAAUAAAAUCGUUGUAUUUUCUUUGAAUAAUUAUUAUCUCAUAGUUAUACGUACAUUUAUUUAAUAAAUUCAAAGUGACAAACAAAUAAACUAUACUAUUAUGGUUUAUGAAACGUCAUAUGAUACUCGCUUAAAGCCUUUUAAUCAUGAUAAAACGCGUGGUAAAUGGUCAACACCAAGUGAUUUUUUAUUUGCUUGUCUCGGACACGCGUUUAAAGUUGAUGCUAUUUUUGUUUUACCGGCAAUGUUAUUCUAUGAUCUGGGAAUUUAUUCACUAAUUCCAUACUUAAUUACACUGGUCGUUUGCAUCGUACCCAUUGUUUUCAUGCAAACAUUUCUUGGACAAUUCUCAAGCACUGGUUUUAUAUCAGUAUUUCGAAUUUCACCAAUCUUCAAAGGCAUUGGAUAUGUUUCUUUGAUUAUCAACUUAGUAUGCUUAACUUAUUAUGCAAUUCUUGGAGCAAUACCACUAUUUUUCUUUUUUCAUACUUUAACACCAACAAUACCUUGGAGUUGUGAGGGAUCUAAAAGUUGGAUGAUAAUAAAUGAAAAUUCUACUUCAAUUUGCACGUAUAACAGCAACACAUCUUAUAGCAGACUUACAACACUUGAAAUACCUUCUGUUGAAUUCUUCAAUAUGGAACUGGAGACAGCGAGAAUGUACCACAACACCCCUCCAGAGGGUCGAUUUUCAUGGUUCUUGAUGAUAUGUUCUUUUCUUAUAUGGGUCUCGGUUGCCAAAGUUGCUAUAAACCCAAUUGAAUCAAUAGGAAAAAUCCUCCGAUAUUCUUGUACAACAGUCUUAUCAAUAAUGGGACUGUGCUUAUUAAGAUUUAUUUUUCUACCAGGAGCCUUAGAUACUUUUAAAUAUGCUUUCAAGCCCGAAUUUUCAAUUGGUAAAUCACUAUUUGUGGUGCCAUUUCUGGCUUUUUCAGCCCUUGGACCUGGAUGGGGGUCAGUGUUGACUAUGGCAAGCUAUAAUAAGUUCGAUACGAAUAUAUUUCGAUACAGUUGGCUAUUAUGUUUAUCACAAGCUGGAAUUUUGACAGGAUUAGCAUUUUUAUCAAUUUUUAUGAUGAGUUUUAUAGCAAAAUACGAUCCAUAUAAUAUUGGAUACAAUUUUAUUCAUUCACAAUGGAUGGAGCUUCUGACAAUUCCAACUGGAUUGACAUAUUUAGAACUACCUCAUGUUUGGUCGUUGUUAUUUUUUUCAAUGAUAAUUCUUGGAGUUUUGAAUCUUUUGAUUGUUCAACUUCUUUCUGUGCUGUCUUCUGUGUUCGAUGAGUUCGAAAUACUUCGAGGUUAUAAAAAAGAAUUCACUCUGGCAACAAUCGUUUUUAUGGCAUUAACAUCAAUUCUAUUUUGUUCCAACCACGGAAUAACCUUCGCUGAAGGACUUAUGCAAAUUUCAGUUCUAAGCCAGAUGAUCUUAAAUUUACUACUCUUGAUAGUGAUCGUUUGGAUUUAUGGACGUGAGAGAUUCCAGAGAGAUGUUUCAUUUAUGACAAAUCAAAUGUAUUCCACAUGGAUGAUAAAUAUUUUGAGAUAUGUUGCUCCAUUAUUUAUAGCAUUGGUUUUUCUCUUGGCACUUGCAUAUGUGUUCAUAUAUGAAGUUCAUGUUGGAAAUUGGGCUAUGAUUUUGCUAUUGACUGCAAUUGCAACUCUUCCAUGGACAUUCUUACCGGGAUAUUGUAUAUUUAAGACACUUCAAACCAGAGGAUUGUUGGUAAGACGUUUGAAAAGAAGUGUUAGACCUACUGAUUGGUAUCCAGUUGAUCCAGUUGAUAGACGAAUUUAUGAGGAGAGGUUCAAUGAAACACAAGCGGCUUCUCAUAAUCUUUUCACAGAGAUAACUACUGAAUAAAUUCGCAAUUUCUCAACUGAUUUUGUGUCAUAUAU
Eupeodes corollae is the source of this 2019-nucleotide messenger RNA. Its product is annotated as sodium-dependent neutral amino acid transporter SLC6A17-like. Gene Ontology annotation, biological process: sodium ion transmembrane transport. The coding region runs from base 221 to 1984 and encodes 587 amino acids. Lineage: Eukaryota; Metazoa; Arthropoda; Insecta; Diptera; Syrphidae. The transcript has 10 exons. The record is from RefSeq and is a predicted model, not a curated record. Gene Ontology annotation, cellular component: membrane.